Molecule: messenger RNA, 3467 nt
Organism: Phlebotomus papatasi
Lineage: Eukaryota; Metazoa; Arthropoda; Insecta; Diptera; Psychodidae
Gene: snz
Product: sorting nexin-25
Exons: 5
Coding region: 295-3174 (959 amino acids)
Cellular component (GO): intracellular membrane-bounded organelle
Molecular function (GO): phosphatidylinositol binding
Source: RefSeq, a predicted model, not a curated record
AGAAUUUAGAGAGAAGAAGAAGAAGAAAGAGUUUGUCGGCACGCAGAAAACAUAUUGGAUUUUGAGGGAUUUUAAAUAGUGUUUUAAUUGAUAUUAGAGAGUGUUUAUUAAUAUAUUUUACUACCCAUUUACAAGUAAACAUGUGAAAUAAUCAUAAUAUUGUGAAAAUGAGAGUGAAAAUUGCAAAUAAAGUGAGCUUUUGCUGUGCAAAAUAAUGCCCAAGUGAUGUAGAUUUUCAUGGCCGAAGAGACGUCUCCAACAUAAGAUUAGCAUAAAAAAUUGAAGUGAAAAAUUAUGAAUUUACUAUAUUGGACCGGUGGGAUUGUGACUCUUCUGACUGCUAUCAUAUUUUACUAUCCCACAUUCUUCUAUGUUUUCCUGUUUGCUCUGUAUUCAGCAGCUCUUAUGAUUUUAUCUAUUGCUGCAACAAUUUAUGUUCACUGCUUACUAUCAUCGAAGAGCCAACCUCAAGCUAGUCAUUUGCCAUCGAAUGUUCUGUACAAUGCGACGAGAUCGAGUAUAUUUGAUUCACCAAAACCAAUUAGAAAUGCUUCGAGUUUGCCAGUGAUUUUUGGCCGGACAGUCGAUGGACUUUUGCAGCAGAUCAUCGAGUAUACGAUACGUGAUUUCAUAUCCCCAUGGCUGGGCCAUGUAGUGAGGAAACCAAAGACUCUAAUGGACGUUGUCAGAGAAGAUUUGUGGAAUGCCAUUCAGAAGCUGAGAGACCGAGCUGUGAAGACAGAUGGACCAAAGAUAUUUGCUGUGGAUAUGGUGGUGAGAGUGACGGUGCAUCUGGAGAAAAUUCGAAUUUACCAGGCCAGGCUAGCAGAUGGCGGUGCUCCUGUAUUUGCAACGGCAUCGUACUUAGAGUCUGAAGAGAAGGAGUUGGAAUUUCUGAGGAAAAUCAGUGAAAUUAUGGUGAUAUUUCUCUUGCCAAGAGGCUAUUCUCUGUCCCCACUGAAGAAUCUCAUCAGUGAAAUACUUUCCUACAAGAUAUUCUAUCCGCUGAUCAAGAUGCUCACUUCACCGGAUUAUCUCAAUCAGAAGAUUGUCCAGUAUAUUGAAUCUCGUCUGGCGGCAGCAGCCAUUAGUAAGAGAAGCUAUGAAUAUGCUGCGAGUUUUGAGGACUUCCUGAAGAUCAUCAAUAAUUCUCAGAGUGUCGAUGAACUUCUGAUGAUGCGAUCUAGCAUCGUAAAUGAUAUUAUGCAGGCUACAACCAUGCAGAAUCUCAGGAGAGCAAAGGGAUUGGAUCCAGAUGGAGAUGAGGGAAAUUUGUCGAAGACAUCAAUUAAACUUAAGAGAUACAUUCAGCAAUUGACUCUAGCUCGUGCCCAGACUGAAAGGAAUCUCAGUAAAUUGGGCUGGGAUGGGAAUUUCAACACUACCGAUCUCAAUCUCUCAAUGCUAGAUAUUCUGUCAACAGUUGUGGGCAGGAGAUACUUAACACUCUUCCUCGAACCACUCCAUGUGAGUUCUCUCGUGGGAUUCUAUACGUCGGUGGAGGAACUCAAACAUGCUCCCAAGACAUCGGAACAUCAAGUUGGAGCUGAGAUUUUUUACACUUACAUCCGAGCUCCUUCAUCCGAGGUUGUCAUCGACAAGGCUGUCCGGAAGAAGAUGGAGGCGUUUCUCCUUGGAGAUAUAGGAUCGGAAGUUUUCUACGAGGCUCAGAAGUCUGUCCUGAAAACCCUUGAGGACAAAUACUACCCACCAUUUUUACAAAGUCAGCAGUACCUGGAUCUCCGAAAUGCCCUAACGUCUGACGACAUCAAGGAUAUCUCCCUCAGUAACUAUGCCGAUUCCACGGAUGAGAGCAGCAGUGUCAACAGUGAGGGCAGUGACAUGAGCCUAGACCUUACGAAUCACUCAACUUAUGCCAGGAACAAACUUGAACAGCUCCAGGAGAGACUGAAUAACAAAAAUCAAGCUCUACAAGCCCUAAAAUGCUCCCUAAAGCCGGAAUCCAAGAUACUGUCUAUUCUGGAGAAGGAAGUGGACUGGCUCAAGGGAGAAAAACACCAAUUGGAGGCUCAUUUGAUGCGAACGGAGAUUUGGGCAGAUAAUUUGGGGAAAUGGAAGGCCACGGUGCAGAGUGUAGAUGUCAAUGAGGAGAAAGACUUCCUGCAAUUUAUGAUUCUUGUUCAGACUGAUGAGUCCGGGGGGAAAGAAUGUGGGGAAAAUUGUGAGGAGAAUGGUGGAGAUGUGUCCACGGGAUGGGUUGUUUUGCGAUCUCUGAAUCAUUUUCAGGAACUUCAUCGGAAAUUGCGUCCAUUGUGCCGAGAAAUUCGCUCUCUAGAACUCCCAUCGAUGACUUUCAAGCUGUUCUUCCAGAAGAACGACAAGAGCUCUCUUGAGAAGGCCAAGGGACAGAUACAGAAGUAUCUCAAUUUUAUUCUUGCGGAUGAUCACUUGAAUCAGAGUGAAGCUCUCUAUGCAUUCCUAAGUCCCAGUUCUGACCACCUGAAGCAGGUGACACCGUCCCCCAAGAAGUCAAAGUUCUCCCUAGCGACUCUCUUCAAGGGAAACGCAGUGGAGUCCAGUAAGCCAGAUGUCUUCUGGGGUUGUCCCAGAGACAGUGGCGAGGAUGAAAUGUCCUCGUAUUUGGAAGGUGCCAAUAAUCCAGACAACGAGUCCCACAAAGGUGACUGUGAGGGUGGGAAAGACUCAAUUGCUGAGCCAUUGUAUGCUCUUUUGGGAGAAAUCUUUGACAUGGGAGGUGUCUUCAAGUGGGUCCGUAAGAGUCUGAUAUCUUUUGUGCAAAUCACAUAUGGGCGUACCAUCAAUCGACAAAUCCGUGAUACUGUAAACUAUCUGUUUGAGGAGCCCAUGCUCCAUCACUACGCUUCUACUGCUCUCAAAUCUUUUUGGCCAGGUGGCGUUUUAGCGUCAGCUUAUCCCGAAAGAACCGACGACAUGCGCGAGAUGACUGCAAAUGCAGCAAAAUCUCUCUUGAUUGAUAAUAUUCCCGAGGUGCUGUGCAAUUUGGUUGGUGCUCAAACGGCUAAACAUGGUACAAUAAAGAUCUUCGAGACUAUUCAAAAUGCCACCUACAACAAGCAGCUUUUCUAUGAAACGCUCGAGAUUCUGAUGCUGGAAUUAUUUCCAGAGAUCAGACAACUUAAACCCACUUACAAGCAACAUUCCAACAAUAUCAAUCCACCUAAAGUUCACUAAGUUCAAAUUGGUUUCUUGUGCACAAAAAGUAAAAAUAGUGUGCAUCAUGUGCAUAAUUUUGGUCUGGUAUUUCCUUAACCGGAUGAAAACAAAAUCUGGUUUAUUUGAUUUUUUUGUGAUUUCGAAUAUGGCAUAAAUUUAUAUAAAAAUCUAUAAUUACCAAUAAUCCACCAAGUAGAACACAAAUUUAUCUACUAAAUGACACAGUGCUGUUUAACGAAAUAAAUUAAAGAGAAAAAAAUAUUGUAGGAAAGUCUCAGAAAAACCCAUAAAAGUAUCAAAGUAAUCAAAAA